Etheostoma cragini (Arkansas darter) is the source of this 6936-nucleotide messenger RNA. RefSeq names its product transcription factor HIVEP3 (gene hivep3b). Bases 1 to 6033 code for a protein of 2010 amino acids. The transcript has 8 exons. Gene Ontology annotation, molecular function: RNA polymerase II cis-regulatory region sequence-specific DNA binding; DNA-binding transcription factor activity, RNA polymerase II-specific. Gene Ontology annotation, cellular component: nucleus. The record is from RefSeq and is a predicted model, not a curated record. NCBI's taxonomy places the organism in Eukaryota, Metazoa, Chordata, Actinopteri, Perciformes, Percidae. Gene Ontology annotation, biological process: regulation of transcription by RNA polymerase II.
AUGGAGGCUGAGCCCAGCCGUCCGGCUGAUGGGGAGCGCACUGGAAGGCAAGAGCAGCAGCAUGUGACAGCUGAAUCCUCUCUGGGAUCUUGUCCACCUCAGCAGCCCCAGCAGCCUCCUAAUCCUCGCCCUGUACACAGAGCCUUGGGCCGCCUGCAAAGUCGCCAACCCAAACGCACUGACCUUCUGCUUCGGUUACAGCAGCAGCAAGCAGUAGCAUGGCAGCAUUCAGACAACCCAGGUCCCUCAGGGGUCCCUCCCUUUUUCUCUCCAGCUUCCUCAUCAACCUCUUCCCUUCCAUCUACUUCCUCCACCCGGGGUGAGCAUGGUCAUGGGGUCGCAUCUCAGUCCAGCCAAGACGGCCUAGAAGGAGUCAGCUCACCCAGAAAAGGGGAGAAGAAACCCCCAAAACCAGGGAAAUAUGUGUGCACUUACUGUGGCCGUCCAUGUGCCAAGCCAAGUGUUCUACAGAAACACAUCCGCUCUCAUACAGGAGAAAGACCCUACCCUUGUGCCCCCUGUGGCUUUUCUUUUAAGACCAAGAGCAACCUGUACAAGCACCGCAAGUCCCAUGCCCAUCGCAUUAAAGCAGGCCUGGCGUCCAGUCGUGAUGAGCCUAGUUUGAGUGGACCAGAGGGCAGUGGCGUUGGAGAAGACCCUGAGGAACACACAGAGGGAGAAAGCACUGAAUCUGAAGAAGAGACGGGCCAACACAGAAAAUCCUCCGCUAAGGUGAUGUUGGGCCUGCAAAGAAAAGGUGGUAGGGAGCCGUUAGGAGGCUCAGAGGAGAGCCAGAAGCCGGAAGACUCCCAGGCUGUCAAGCAAAGGCUGGCACUGAGGCUUAGUGAAAGGAAACGUGGCCCAUUGGCUUCUCCAGAUGAUCCUCCUUCCUCUCUUUCCACCUCAUCUUCCUCUCUAGGCCCUGGCAGCAAGGGCAGCACAGAGUCUGGAUACUUCUCCGGGUCAGGCAGCACUGACCUGUCCCAAGUUAGCCCUCCCAGUGCCAGUGUCAAAACCUACGCAGAAAUUAUUCUAGGGAAAUAUGGAAGGAUGGGAGGGCAGCAGCGCAGUCCCCAUCAGCAGCAGCCUCAUUCUUCACUUUCCUCAUCCUCAGGAAUGGAGGAGAAGAACAUUCCCUUCGCUGUACCCAAAACCCAAGUAAUAGAACACAUUACCAAGCUCAUCAAUAUAAAUGAAGAAGUAGUAGACACCAGUAAGAUUGACAGUGUGAAGCCCAGGCGCUCCUCUCUGUCCAGGAAGAACAGCAUGGAAUCAACCAAAUUUACCACCCCUAAAGAUCCCUACACAUUCGAUGCCAAAGCAGAAGCCCCUGGCCCCAGUAGUCUGAAGCAACCCCACAAACCUAAGGCAGAUCCAUCAGGUGCCCAGGAGCUGUCAGCGGUGCCUCUUCUUAGAAGCCACUCAAUGCCAUCCUCUACCAGCGAAGGAGAGCCCUCCACCUCUGUCACCAUGUCUCGCAGAGGUUACCGUCUUUGCCAGUCAUUCGAUGAGCAGCAAGCGUUGGUAGCAGAGAUGAGGGUUGGCCAUGCCCAGCGUAUGCUUAGGCGCCAGCCUGCCAUAGAAGUUCCACUGGGAGCUGAGCUAAUGCUGGAGGAGGCAGGCACCACUUCCUCUUUCUUAGCCAGAGGUGAACAUGCCAGGCAACCACAGCAAAAACAACAACAACAACAACAACAACAGCAAAAGAUUCAGUUUGAAUGUGAAGCAUGUGGGACCCACUUCCAAAACAGGGAUGCCUACGAGGCCCACAAAGGCAUCUGCACAGGACAGCAAACCCUUGACCACGACAGCGGGGAUGCAAGUAAAACAUGUAGUAAGGAUCGCCCCCAGAUGAUGAUGCACUAUAAAUUUCGAGCGUUGGCCAUGGCAGUGAGGAAGAGGAGAAAAGAGGAAAGUCUGGAGGAGGAUCCGCCCAUCCCUGGGUCUGUAGCCAUUGCAGGCAGCUCCACAAGCCUCAUUCCUGUGCCAAGCAGACCAGAUCACAGCCAGGCCCACUCAGGUGUUUCUUUACAGACUGAGCCAAAACAACAGCAGCAAGACAGGAAAGGUGUGUCUGUCAUCCAACACACAAGCUCUUUUGAGAAGCAGGAGAGUGUAUCCAUGGAGAGCCAGGAACCAGACCUCAGAGAGUGUCAGCGAACACAGCCACCCGAGCCAAAACCAUCACCCUCGACAUCUCGCCUCAUCCGCCAGCCAAAUAUCCAAGUGCCAGAGAUCCUUGUUACUGUGGAGCCUGAUGCUGACAUGCCAUCUGUGUCGCAGCCAGUGACGGCAUCCUCGUCAAAGGAGGCAGAGAGAGUGGAGGAAUUCCAGUGGCCUCAGCGUAGCCAGAGUCUGGCCCAGCUUCCUGCAGAGAAGCUGCCACCAAAGAAGAAGAGACUCCGCCUGGCAGAAGCCGCCCAGUCCUCUGGAGAGUCAAGCUUUGAGUCUGUGUCUCUGCCUCGCAGCCCCAGUCAAGAGAGCAACAUCUCCCACACUUCAAGCCUUUCUGCUUCUUUUGAGGACACAGCAAGAACGGAGCCUGCUGUCUGGGCCCCCAGUAGCCAAAGCUCCCAGAUGUUAAUGGUGCCAUUCGCUUCCUACCACCAAAGCCACAAGGAGAUGAGGCGCUCAGCCUCAGAGCAGACCCCAGUUAGCCCCCAACAAACAGAGCAGGUCUCAGAGACUAGAAGUAAGUCAUUUGACUAUGGGUCGCUGACCCCUCAGCAGUCUGCAUCCUCCUGGAAAGAAAGGAGAAAGUGUCUCCUUGUGAAGCAUGCCACCUUAGGUGAACCUGAGCAGGAGGAGGGGGGCAACAUGAGUCAGCUGUCCAGAGCCCAGAGUCCAAAGCCUGGGCCUUCCCGCUCCAUCCAUCUUCCUUUCUGCUCACCAGAGACAAGCGCCCGGUUCAGCCCGGAAGCCACAGGGAAAGCCUUGCAGCUGUUACAGCCACAAAUAUUUCCGCCCUCUCAGGAUGUGCUCCCUUUGCAGCAAACGUUUUCCCCAGGAUCACUAUCCCAGCUACUCCCCGUCACUACAGCAAUCUCUGAAGUACUGUCCACCCAAACCAUCCAUAGAGCCUUCUUACAUUCACAGACAGUUCCUUCACCUAUACAGAUACACCCAGCGCAACUCCACAUGGCAGAACAUUUGGGUAUACCAGUACAUCAGCCUUCUUCUUUAGUUCCUCUCCAGUUCUCUUCUAGAACUAGAGCUAGUCAGGCUCUGUACUUGCCUUUUCCUCCAAGACUUGCUGCGCAUGUUCUUUCCCUUCCUACUACAGAAAGCAGACCCUCCAUUUCGCCCAUGUCUUCUGCCCUUACAUUUCAAUCCCUUGUCAGAAUCUCUUAUCACCAUCCACGGCCAGUCAUUGCCACAUGCCUAGCACAGCUUACACCAGUAGUGUCCCUUGUGGUGCCAGUGCGGGUCCAGACCCAUAUACCUACCUAUGCCAGUGCCAUGUAUACCACUCUGUCCCAGAUCCUGGCCUCCACUCGCUCACAGGAACCCAUUUCUUGCACACCUAUGGUCAUCAUGGGCCAGGUGGAGCGGGACAAGCUGCAAAGGUCCUACUUGAUGGUCCCCUCCCCAGACAUCAAUAGCUUCCUUCCCCUGUCUCUACCCACGGAGCUGGCCUCAGGAUCUGGGGAGGGAUAUGGUCCACUGGGGGCUGGAGGAAGUAAACGCAUGCUUUCUCCUGCAGCCAGUCUGGAGCUCAGCACAGAGGCCCAGCGUCACCAGAAAAGGGUAAAAGAGGAGGAGGAAGGGGAGCAACAUAAGACAGUAGAGAAAGAGGAGGAUGUUGAAUAUAAGGUAAGAAGGGAAGAAGAAAGUAAAGCCACUGGGAGAAAACUGGAAGAGGGGGUGAACAAUCAGCCAGAGGGGCAAGGGGUGAUGACUGUAAAAGCGGAAGGCGAGCAGGAGCAAGAACCAAGGAAACAUGAUAGAGAGCAAAAGGAGGAAGAGGAGAAGGAGUCUACUGAAAAGACAAGUAAAAGAAAGGAGGAGGUGCAAGUUGUAGAAAAGGGGGUUGAAAGACAAGCUUCCCCUUCGUGCCCCAGUCUCCACAACUCCACCUCAGUCAACUGGUGCUACCUGAACUAUGUUAAACCCAACCCGUCUACCCUGAGGGACCCCCGCAGCUCAGUUUAUUCUACCUGGAGCAUCAGUGCUCACAACCCCAACUUGCCGGGCCUCAGCACUAAGGUGGCGUUGUCUCUGCUGUGCUCCAAACAGAAGCACAGCUCAGAGACGUACACCAUGGCCAUGGCUACAUCCCAGGCCAAAAGCAAAUUGGUCCCUGCCAGUAGCAUGACCCCACGUGUGUCAGAGCUACAUGCCAUCCCACCCAGCACCCUCACUAAAGUAAAGGAUCAGCAGCAGCCUGACAAGGAGGAGAAUAAAGAGAUGGGAGAAGAAGAGGAAGAACCCUCCACCUCCAAACAGAGCGAUCCCUCUCGUGUUCGCAUCUUUGAAGGCGGAUACAAGUCCAAUGAAGAGUAUGUUUAUGUGAGAGGUCGCGGCCGGGGCAAAUACAUAUGUGGAGAGUGUGGCAUCCGCUGUAAGAAGCCCAGCAUGCUGAAAAAGCACAUCCGAACGCACACUGAUCUCCGUCCAUACAUUUGCAAACACUGCAACUUUGCCUUCAAAACCAAAGGGAACCUUACUAAACACAUGAAGUCAAAGGCUCAUGGGAAAAAAUGCCAGGUAAUGGGAGUAUCCGAGUCAUCACUGGACGAGCCAGAGAGCGAGGAAACAGCAGAAAGUGAUGAACGCGUGUGUGGCUCAGAGGAACAGGAGGAACAUCAGUUUUCCGACGUGGAUGAGUCAGAGGACGAGGACGAUGACGACAACGACGAUGACGAGGAAGAGGAGUCGGCAUCCCAUGACGAUCCACCGUCCUCUUGUUCGUCAGACACCCACCCAUCGACAGCAGGGCAUUCCAGCUGUAGUAGGCGCUCUCAGCAGGGCACUCCUGAACCUGAGCCGCCGGGCCCUAGUCCCAGCCUAGGCCAGGAGCACUCCCCGAGGGGAGUUUGGCCCAGCAGACGAGCCGCAUCUCCAGGCAGCAGGAGAGCGCUGUUCUCCCACAGAGGCUGGAAGGCACACCCAAGAGCCUUCUCCCCCAGCAGUGAGAGCUGUUCCCCCAGCCGCAGCCUUUCCCCACGUUUGGAGCUGUCCUCACCCAUCCACAGCUUCUCCCCCAGGACAGAGCUGUCCUCGCCUAGACACGUCUCACCCUCCCCAGAGAGAGGACCAUCUCCCAUCAGACCCCUUUCUCCUCUUUGUCCCAUUUCGCCCAGCUGCUACCGAGCAUCACAAGCUCGGACCCCUCCCUCACCACUCAGGCUCCUGCACAGGACCCCUGGAUACCUGCCGUGGGAGAGCCCUGGUACAAAGGGUAGUCAUGUCAAACCGGUGAAAAUGGGUACAGCAGCAGACGGGCCAACAUGGCCAGAUGCCAGCUUGUUUCCACCUGCUUUCCGUCUUUCCACUUGUGAGGGUUAUCCUGGCCACCAAACAGCAGACAACAUCUUCAGCCAUCUUCCCAUGCACUCCCAACAAGCCAAGGUCCCCUAUCUGAUGAUCCCUAUUGGAGGGAUCCAAAUGGUACAGGCCAGACCUAGGUCCCAACCCACCACCCCCUCGUCCCCAACGUCUCCCCCCAUGGAAGGGCCAUCACUGGCCAGAUUUGAAUCAUACUGGGGCGGGACCCCCAGAACCCAAGGGCUUAGGACUCCUGGAGACCACUGGUCAGAGCACCAGACAGCAGGAACCAGCCAGUCAGGACAGUGCGUUCUCAGCACUGCAUUAAAGCAAUAUGGCAGCUCACAUGGCUCCGCUGAAACCCACAGUCCUGCUACUGAGACCACCAAACACUGCGUCAGAUACAGUUCAGGAGCACCCCUCAGUCUAGCAGCCCCCGUAGCCAAGCAUGUCACUGGACAUCAGUCAGAGGGGGCGGGGCCAGCGUCUGGUGGUGAUCUGGUGGAGGGAGGAGCUAAAGAAGACGCCACAACAGACGGCACUUAAUGGUGUCUACACCUUGAUGCAUCAUGCAUCCCAUUUUGCUUUAUUGGUUGCUACACUAGUCUUGUUUUUUAUUAUGCUUCAAUUUUAUACAGUUUUCAAUACUAUUGUUAACUUAAAUGUUUGUUCUUUGGCAAUAUUCAGGUUUGUUAUAAAAAUGCACUUUUUUCUUUGUGAAAAUAAUGUCUACCUAUACAUACAAAUUAUAUAUAUAUAAAUAUGAAUAUAUCCUUCCUGUAUCUCUAUUGAUACUGGUAAUCUUAAUGUGUUUAAAUAUAUGUAAAAAGAAUAUGAAUAAAUUUGUAAAUGACCAAAAUCUUUAAUCAAAAAUAAUUCCAUUUUUUUGUCCAACUUUUGUCUAGUAUUACGCAAACUGUAGUUACUUGUGCCUUUUUUUGUCCAGGUUUGUGUUUUGAGAUGUAAAGUACAGAUAAACAAAGAGAAGGCUGUGAAAUUUUAUAUCUGCUUUUUUUGUGUUGUUCAGGAGGGUUAAUAUUUGGUGUUUUUAAUGUUUCUGUUCUAAAGGAUAUUGAGUUAAAGCCAGGGUAACAGACAGUCGAGUCGUAGCGUUAUUGAAGGAAAAGCGGAAGCGUGUCAAAGGAAAUGCACUGAAGUUCUAUUUUUUAUUACAAAAGAUUUUAGAUUAGAAUAUAUCUCUGUACAGGGAAGAGUGAUCCUUAUUUAUUGUUAUUUGAUGACAAUGAUCUUUUUUUCUUUUUUUACUUUUUUUUAUUGGAAAAAUGAUGUUUUUUGUUACAUCUAUGUGUCUUUUUCAUGAUGUUCAUGUGACUUGAAUUGGUGGCCAAGAUGAGGGAUUGCGUUUGGCUGGUACCUAAGGAUUAAGUGCCCUGCAGGUUUCACACACAGCAAAAUUUCUAGUCAUUGACGAAAUAAAAAAUGCACCAG